CAUAAAGCUACCAAAACCCUAAACGCCAGAAGAACCCACAGAGAGAUCUCAAACUAAAGUAGCUUAGCCUAGAAAUCUCGGAGAAAAGCUUCUCUCAGCCGUUGAAUCAUGGUCAACCCUGUUACUCUAGCUCCUCAAUCUCCCGAGGGAUUUUACGCCAUCAACAACCCAUUUCUAGUAAAUGGUCCAAAAGGAUACAUCGAGUUCAAGACAUUGGAGAAUGAAGACAUGUACAUACGGUUCGAUGUUCCCGGAGUUCCAAACAACGGCGUCAAAGUCAUUCUCGACCAGUCAAACAAAGCCGUGUGUAUCUUGGGCGACGCACCCAAGGAACACAAGUACGACGCCUCUGUUCGGAGCUACAACGGCACCACCCUAAGAAAAAAGCUUAGUAUCGGUGGUAUAAACUCCAAAAUCGUCUGCAAAUGCUGUGACUUUUACUCCGGCUUCACCUCCCACGUGGCCGAUGGAGUUCUCCGACUUGUUCUCACCAAGAUCCACACCAAUACUCCACGUCCUCCUUGCAUCUCGUUUCUUGGUGGCCCUGACGGAGAAGAUCCCUAUGGCGCGGAUCCUCACGAUACGGAUCCUCACGGUUUUCCACCAUCAUCGGAUCCUAAUGACCCUAACUUGACGGGUCCGAUACUGAUGCCACACCCAUGUGUGGGCCAAGGAUCGCAGAUGGCUUAUGAGUCUAAGGUGCUCCAAAACGGUGGUCUAUACGUCCGUGUAGACAUGCCGGGCGUUCCCAAAGAGAACUUCACCGUCUCAGUCACGAAUGGGAGAGUGAAGGUGACUGGUGAAGCUCCUGCUCGUGGUCACGACUCAGCUGGCCGUUUCUACUCCGGUGACGUGGCUGUGCUCUCCUCUCCUGUCGACCUUCCCGUUCGUAAGAUCAAGACCAUUGCCAAGAAUGAGGGGUUUUAUGCAAUAAACAACCAGUUUUUAGCAAAUGGACCAAAAGGGUUCAUGGAGUUCAAGAAGUUGGAGAACGAAGAUAUGUUCGUGAGGAUUGAUUUUCCCGGCGUUCCAAAAGAUGGUGUGAGGGUUAUUCUUGACCAGUCCAAGAAAGCUGUUUGUAUCUUCGCCGACGCACCAAAGGAACACAAAUACGACUACUCUGAACGGAACUACGGUACCAGCACCGGACUUGUCUGCAAAUGCUGUGAAGUCUCCGGCUUCACUUCCCUCAUGUGCGAUGGUGUUCUUAGGCUUAUUCUCACCAAGUCCAACAUCACUCCACAACGCUCCUCCUGCAUCUCUUUUCUUGCUGGCCCAGAUUUCAGAGAAGAUCUCCGUGGCGAUGAUCCUUACAAAUUUCGCCAUGGCACGGAUCCUAAUGAUCCGAAGUUAACAGGUCGGAUAUUGAUGCCACACCCAUGUGUGAACUAUGGAUCGGAGAUGGCUUAUGAGUCCAAGCAGCUUCAAAACGGUGGUCUCUACGUGCGUGUAGACAUGCCAGGCGUCCCCAAAGAGAACUUCACCGUCGCAGUCAUGAAUGGGAGAGUGAAGGUGACUGGUGAAGCUCCUGCCGUUAGCCACGACUCAGGUGGACGUUUCUACUCCGGUGACGUUGCUAUGCUCUCCACACCUUUCGACAUUCCCAUCCGUAAGAUCAAGAUCAUUGCUAAGAACGGUGUGAUUCGUUUGAUCAUCCCUCCUGUUUGAUUUCAUGAUGAUGAAGCUGCUAUGUUUUCUGUUUCUUUAAAUUCGUGAAGCCUUGUGGACUUCUUUAGGGAUUAUUUCGUAAUUUUGGACUUAUGCUUUUAUCAACUUUGAUAUGUUUCAAAAUGACAAUCCUUUUUUUUUGGUGUCUAAUAUGAGUCUCUAAAUUGUUACCAAUUUCUCAAGGUCUCUCUAUUGGUUUGCAUUAGAUAAAAUUACAAAAAGUAG
This is a messenger RNA of Arabidopsis arenosa, 1893 nucleotides long. NCBI's taxonomy places the organism in Eukaryota, Viridiplantae, Streptophyta, Magnoliopsida, Brassicales, Brassicaceae. The record is from the annotation of a GenBank genome assembly.